GUGCUCUACAGAUGACUGCCUGCGAUUCGUCCUCUCUCAUGCACUCUGCAACAGGAGGUCCGCAGCCUUCCAGCCUGAAGUCGCAAAGAGAACAACUGCAAACGUGCUUCUCUCAAGUCACUUUCCAGGCUCUGACGGGCAUUUGUUAAUAAGCUCCAAUCUUGGGGCCAGUUGGCACAAUGCUGAGCUUCUGAUGGCUUCAGGAACUUUGCUUAACAUCUCAAGAUCAUAAAACAUGUCAUGGAUGUUGAUAAGAGAAACAGAGUAAACCCCAGUAAUAUCCUUGCGGCUUUCUAUUAUUCCAACAGUGAAGCUAUUUGAAAAGCCAAUCAUGAAAAGGACACAAAUGAACAGGGAGCAAAGAACAUGUAACUACCCUUUGCGCUCCCUCUUUUUGAUGAGAGAAAUGUAAAUAAAUAUAUUUUUGAUGAUGAUGGUUCUACAAAUCCAGACGUUUUUCCUUGCCUAGUAGCAGAAAGCACACUGAGGCUCGAUGGCUGUUUCUUUAAAAAACAACGGAUUUUAGGAAAGAGAUCUUUGGCACAACUUAAUACAAUAUCAUCAAAUGUCCAGAAGGAAUGGUGGAGAACAUCAAAGAGAGUGUCCUGAAGGGUGUCUUUAAAAUUGCACUAGCAUUGUUUAUUAAGAAAACAAACAAACAAACAAAAAACAUAUAUAUCUAAUUGGAGCAGCUGACAAGAAAGAAAUGUGGAUUUUCAAAUAUGUUUCCAAGUCUACGAUUUCCUUCCUGGUUCUGCAUUUCUAAAGCAAGAUUCACGUUUCAAGGGAGUUUUGAUCAGCAAUGUAGAAAUAAAGUUUCUUGCAACACUACCAAAUAUUUGCUCUUGCCUCUUUCAAAGAAAGGGCAGAGUGAAUCACAAACACAUCGGACGAACAUUAACCAGUUUCAAUAAUGGGCUUGAACUCGGAGAACAUCUCUGACUGCUUAAACUGCACCCAGACUGUGGGGCAAGUAGAUAUCCCAAAGGCAAUUUUAUUGGGAGUUAUCUUGGGUGGGCUGAUAGUUUUUGGGGUCCUGGGCAACAUUCUGGUGAUCCUAUCAGUCGCCUGCCACAAACACCUGCAAAGUGUAACCCAUUACUACAUUAUCAACUUGGCUGUGGCUGACCUUCUCUUGACUUCAACUGUUCUCCCCUUCUCUGCUACUUUUGAGAUUUUGGGUUACUGGGUUUUUGGGAGGAUCUUCUGCAACAUCUGGGCAGCCGUUGAUGUUCUAUGUUGCACUGCUUCCAUCAUGAGUCUUUGUGUCAUCUCUAUAGACCGAUACAUUGGGGUGAGCUACCCACUCAGAUAUCCAGCCAUAGUGACAGAAAAGAGAGGUCUCCUCACUCUGCUAUGUGUCUGGGCGCUUUCUCUUGUGAUAUCCAUUGGACCCCUCUUUGGCUGGAAACAACCGGCUCCAGAAGAUGACACAAUUUGUCAGAUCAACACUGAUCCUGGUUACGUAUUGUUCUCUGCCUUUGGCUCCUUCUACCUCCCUUUGAUCAUCAUACUUGUGAUGUAUUGCCGGGUGUAUGUGGUCGCCAGAAGGGAAAGCAAGGGUCUGUCUCGAGGGCUGAAGACCGAGAAAUCCCAUUCGGAAGAAGUGAUUCUCCGUAUCCACCGCAAAAACACCCCAGAAACCACCGGCUCUACGCCCAGCACCAAGAAUAAAUCCAAUUUCUCUGUGAGGCUGCUGAAGUUCUCCAGGGAAAAGAAAGCAGCAAAGAGCUUGGGAAUCGUGGUGGGAUGCUUCAUACUCUGCUGGCUUCCUUUCUUUCUAAUCAUGCCCAUUGGUUCUUUAUUUCCUGAUUUCAAGCCUUCAGACACCAUUUUUAAAAUUGCAUUCUGGCUUGGCUAUCUAAACAGCUGCAUCAACCCUAUCAUCUACCCUUGUUCAAGUCAAGAGUUUAAAAAGGCAUUCCAAAAUGUUCUAAAAGCCCAGUGUCUCACACGGAAGUACUCAGCCAAUAAAUACUCCCUUAACUUCAACCUCAAUCACCCAAGCAACCAUGUCGCAGAAGCUCCGAAAGAUGUCGUCCGCAUUCCUGUCGGCUCUGGUGAGAAGUUCUACAAGAUUUCCAAAUCGGAUGGCGUCUGUGAAUGGAAACUUUUUUCAGCCAUGCAAAGCAUGUCUACUAAGAACACAGACUCAAAAGACAGGUCUAGCUGUGCCACAGCCAAAGUGAAGAGCAAAGGUUUCCUGAGAGUAUGCUGCUGUGCGAGCACUUCAGGAAACAAUGCCUCAAAAGACAGGAAAGUGCCCACUAUUAAAAUACAUACUGUUUCUGUCAAUGAUAAUGGGGAAGACGUCUAAUGGCAUCCAUCUUUGCUAAAGGCAUCCAUCUUUGCUGCAGGAUUGGCACAGGUUUACAUGCUAAACUUCAGUUUUGGCAACUCAAGAAGGAGGGGACAUGUUUUCUAGUGGUGUACAGUGAAAGGAAGAAUGCUGAAGCAGUACAAAUGUUGGUCGAACCUGUGCAGAUGGAAUUUAUUGGGAAAAUCUCAUCCACAGUGAUUUAAAUCCCCCUGGAAACUGUGGGAUUUGGAAAUGGUCCUAUGUGGGGCUGGACUCCGUCCAAUUAUUCUGAUACUAUUUCCUUACUAUUUUGAAGCUUCUGUGAUUUGUUUUAUUUUAUUUCCAAUUGUUUAGCACUUUCGUUCUUAAGGUUUGAUGGAGUACAAACAGUAUUGUAAUAUAUCCUACCAUAGAGAACCAUUGAUCUAUGUUCUUGGUUUCAUCACAGGUACUUUCUUUUUUAAUGGCUCUCAACAGAGUAACUCUGUAUUUGUGAAUUUGACAAGACAGCAGUGUAAGUUAAAGGGGGGAUUUGACAAAAUCUGAAGUGAAGGCCUUUUAAC
Molecule: messenger RNA, 2862 nt
Organism: Elgaria multicarinata webbii
Lineage: Eukaryota; Metazoa; Chordata; Lepidosauria; Squamata; Anguidae
Gene: ADRA1A
Product: adrenoceptor alpha 1A
Exons: 3
Coding region: 914-2317 (467 amino acids)
Biological process (GO): positive regulation of MAPK cascade; positive regulation of vasoconstriction; positive regulation of cytosolic calcium ion concentration
Cellular component (GO): plasma membrane
Molecular function (GO): alpha1-adrenergic receptor activity
Source: RefSeq, a predicted model, not a curated record